This is a messenger RNA of Stylophora pistillata, 2016 nucleotides long. RefSeq names its product dolichyl-diphosphooligosaccharide--protein glycosyltransferase subunit 2. Lineage: Eukaryota; Metazoa; Cnidaria; Anthozoa; Scleractinia; Pocilloporidae. Gene Ontology annotation, biological process: protein N-linked glycosylation. Gene Ontology annotation, cellular component: membrane; oligosaccharyltransferase complex. The record is from RefSeq and is a predicted model, not a curated record.
CUCUCUUUGUACGACACGUCUCCAAGAUGGCUGCACGAGGUGCCUGUCUUCUUGUGGUGUUGGCCUUUGCCGUCUAUGCUGGUGCAGUUUCUCUAUCCAGUGUUCUGAGCGUUGAAGAUCAAGUUAGGUUUAAACAAACAUUCUACAAUGCAAUGCCUUUCAAAGAUCUGAAGACGGCAGCUUAUGCCAUCAUAGGUUUAAAACUUAUGAAGGCAGAGAUUCCCCCCACACAGGAUGUUUGCAAAUUUGCUAAGGACAGCAUUGAUAGCAGCAGUGUCAUCUCAAUAUUCUAUGUAUCUGCCAUAAAUUCUUACGCAAAUUGCAAGUUCCCAGCUGUACAGGGGGUGGAAGCCACUUUAUCAAAUGCUGCUAAAGAAGGAACAGACAUGAUAAAACUAUAUCAGGCAGUGUCAGCACAAGCUUAUUUGGGGCUGAAAGUGGACACAGCUGAAGUGCUGAAGGCUGUGAAGGCAGCUAUCAACUCAGAUGAAGACAGUAUCCUUGGGGCAGCAUAUGCCAUGCUCUUAGCAACUAAGCUUAAAAAAGAUGCUGAUGUGUCAUUCAUCACUGACUUGAUUGAGGAUACAGUGGCUCAAGCUGAUGAAGUUGACAACAGCUAUUUGCAGUUUGAAGCUGGACUCUUAACAACGUCAAAAGUGGUUUCUGCCAUUUAUUUAUACUCGGAACACAUCAACCAGGCUCCAGCCAUUACUGAGGAACAAGUUAUCAAGUUUGCCAACUAUCUUCUCACAAGGAAGCAUGUUCAAUCAGUGGAAGACUCGUGUGUUCUUUUCUUGGCCCUGGACAAACUUGGCAACAAUGCAUUCCAUGUGCCAGUUGUAUUCCAGUUGUAUGGCUCUCCAGUUGUUUCAGAUGACAACAAAAUGGUUAAGGUCCGUGUCACUAAUGUGAUGGACAAGGCUUUUGGUAAAAUGACAGUCACUGGUACAUCUGCCGAAGAUGCUGAGGGAACAACAGUCCUUAGCAACAAAGUGUUCACUGCUGGACCUGACAACUAUGAAUUAAACUUCAUGACGUCAAAACCAGGGCCAGGAGUUUAUACAAUCAGCAUCAGCGCCAAACCACACAAAGAGGACAAACGCCUUUUGGGAGCCACCAGUGGCCAGGUCAAGGUUAAAGUUGUUACCAAGGUGACUGUAGAAGACGUGGAGUUGUCAGUUGUCGACAAAGAGCAAAACAUUAAAGCGAAGACUCUCAGUGUCAAACAUCCUGAAGCCAUCAGUAGCGUUAUCGAAGCUGACUACCAUCAGAAGGUGGUGAUGAAAUUUUCAUUAAAAAGCUCUUCAUCUGGAGAGCUGUUCACCCCUCACCAGGCCUUUGUCAGACUCACCAAUCAGAAAACGAACCAAGAAAUAUUCUUUGUGGCUGAACCAGAGCCAAGCAAAGUUUUCAAAUUUGAUUUGGAUGUGGGGGCUACUGCGAAAGACUCCUUUGGAUCUCUUUCUGGAAGAUACAAGAUGGACCUCAUUGUUGGAGAUGCUGUUGUUCAGAAUCCUUUCGAGUGGAAUGUGGGAGUUCUCUCAUUAACGUUCGGUGAGGACCCAACCAAACCGAGUAAAGAUAAAGAAAACAUGUACCACGCCAAACCAGAAAUCGAGCACAUGUUCCGUAUUCCAGAGAAGCGUCCUCCCAAAGCCGUCUCCACAGCUUUCACUGUCCUUGUCUUCCUCCCUCUUGCUAUUAUGCUGAUUGUGUGGAUAAGGCUAGGAGCCAACGUCUCCAAUUUUCCAUUUUCUCUCGGGGCAAUAGUCUUCCAUUUAGGUUUGGGAGCCAUAUUUGUCCUAUAUUACCUUUUCUUCGUCAGCCUGAACAUGUUCACCACUCUAAAACUCUUGGCUCUAAUUGGUGGCCUCACCUUCUUGGGCGGUAACAGUCUCCUGAGCAACAUCGCAGCCCGCAGGGGAAAACGUCCAGCGAUGUAAAAGAUUUAGGCUCACUUUAGAUUGUUCAUUUUUACGAAGUGUUCAUUGUGCAAUAAAGUAAUUCUAUAAAAUA